CACGAAGCACAUUUCUCUCUCUCCUCUCUCCUGUUCAUAAGAGAGGUGGUUUAUCUUAGGGUUUCAACCUCUCGCGCGCCCUCGCUUCUCCUCCACCACCCCGAUCUCCCACCGCCACCCGCCCACACCGGAAGCCAUGGCGAAACCCAGCCGCGGCCGCCCUGCGCCGUCGGGCUCCGCCUCCGGGUCCUCCUCUCGGUCCCGCUCCUACUCGGGCUCCGACUCUCGCUCCAGCUCCAGGUCUCGCUCCCCGUCCAAGUCCCCUUCUCGCUCCCGCUCCAGAUCGGCCACCUCCUCUUCCUCCCCUUCCCGCAGCGCCAGCUCUCGCAGCCGUAGCCCCCCUCGCCACCGCCGAAGUUCUCCUGAGGUAGUCAAGCGAGGCCAUUCCCCUCCUCCGCCGCCGCCACCUAAGAGAGCUUCUCCGCCCCCUAGGAAAGCUUCUCCUAUCCGAGAAUCCCUUGUUCUUCACAUAGACUCACUCAGCAGAAAUGUUAAUGAAGGCCACCUGAAGGAGAUAUUCAGUAACUUUGGUGAAGUUGUGCACGUGGAGCUUGCCAUGGACCGGACUGUGAAUCUUCCAAAAGGAUAUGGUUACGUUGAGUUCAAAACAAGAGCUGAUGCUGAAAAGGCUCAGCUGCAUAUGGAUGGAGCUCAAAUUGAUGGAAAUAUUGUUCGGGCCAAGUUUACAUUACCGCCUAGGCAGAAGGUUUCGCCACCACCAAAAUCUGCCCCAACAGCUUUGAAGAAGGAUGCUUUGAAAUCUGAUAAUGUUGGUGCUGAUGCAGAAAAAGAUGGAUCUAAACAGCCAAGAGACUCUUCUCCUCGUCGGAAAGCUCUUUCCCCACCACCACGAAGAUCUCCUGGACCUCGUAGAGGUGGAUCUCCAAGAAGACCGCUAGAUUCUUCACCACGUCGACGAGGAGAGUCGCCAAUCCGCCGUCGAGGAGAUUCCCCCUAUCGACGUGGUGAGACACCUCCAAGAAGGCGGCCUGCAUCCCCGGGUAGAGUUCGUUCCCCACUAUCUCCUCCAAGGCGGCAUAGGUCCCCAGCAAGGGUUUCUCCACGUAGAGCUCGGGCUAGUCCAAUGCGAAGACGUUCGCCCCUUCCUCCUAGGCGCCGUUCACCACCUAGACGAGCUAGAAGUCCACCUAGAAGGUCUCCAAUCGGUCGACGGCGUAGCCGCUCUCCGGUGCGCAGGGCUGCUCGAUCACCUUCUCCGAGGAGAGGUCGAGCACCACAAGCAAGGCGUGGCAGGUCAUCGUCGUUCUCUGACUCACCAAGUCCACGCAAGAUAGCGCGGCGGAUAACGAAUCGCAGCCCUAGAAGGCCCAUAAGGGGAAGAAGCUCCAGCAAUACAAGCAGCAGCAGCUCACCAGCUCGUAAGCCAUAGGUAAAUUCUCUUUUCCUUCCCCUUCUUCCCUUUCCUUGUCCCAUCUCCACCUCCCUUCCCCAGCCCCACUCGCAUCACUCGCAUCCCUGCAUCCCUCCGAUAGUGGGGGAGAGAAACAGAGAGAAGGAACAAGAGAGGAAGUUUCCAGCUAAUCGAAAGUUAUGUGGUACUUGUUUCUGUGGAGGAACUGUAUGGCUGUAAUUAUGACCAUGUUCGUCUUUUAGACGAUUGAUUCUGCCAGGCAACUCUGAAUCUGUCUUAUUUGAUUGUUCUUGUAGAAGUUGAUUAAUCUGUUUUAUGGUAGCGUUUUAUUUAUCGUA
Messenger RNA from Syzygium oleosum, 1710 nucleotides. RefSeq names its product serine/arginine-rich splicing factor SR45. Lineage: Eukaryota; Viridiplantae; Streptophyta; Magnoliopsida; Myrtales; Myrtaceae. Bases 137 to 1390 code for a protein of 417 amino acids. The transcript is spliced from 12 exons. Gene Ontology annotation, biological process: mRNA splicing, via spliceosome. Gene Ontology annotation, molecular function: RNA binding. Gene Ontology annotation, cellular component: nucleoplasm; cytoplasm; ASAP complex. The record is from RefSeq and is a predicted model, not a curated record.